AUGCAGCCAACUCAUCCCAUCCGACUCGCACUGGCGCUAAACUUCUCAGUCUUCUAUUAUGAGAUAUUCCAUGCACCUGAUCGAGCUCGCCAGUUAGCCAAGGAGGCACUCGACGAUGCGAAAGUGGAGCUGGACACCUUGAAGGAGCACAGUUCCAAGGACUCUACGCUCAUCAUGCAACUCCUUCGAGAUAAAAUCACGCUUUGGACAUCGGAAAACCAAGAGUUAGGAGACGAGCAGCCCGAGGGACGUGACAACUAG
This is a messenger RNA of Darwinula stevensoni, 261 nucleotides long. Lineage: Eukaryota; Metazoa; Arthropoda; Ostracoda; Podocopida; Darwinulidae. The record is from the annotation of a GenBank genome assembly.